UAAAAAAAAAAAAAGAAAAAAAAAAUUCCAAUUAAGGAUUUGAGAUACUUACUUAAAAAAUGAAUAACUAAAUUAAAAAAAAUUACCCAGAUAUAGAUUAGUUGACUAGGGGCCGGAUUUGUAGAUAUAGGAAUGAUUAUAAGGAAUGCAAUUUAGGUAAUUUACCAACAAGAUCGCAAAGAUUGUAGUGAGAUGGAAUAUAUUAUUGGAGAAAGUAAAAAGUAGACAGCAUUGGUAUAAAUGUGUCAAGCUUGGUGGCGGGUUGGAAGUUCUUGUAGCCUAGCAAAUCGAAAAAAUGAAACUCCAUAGCUUGCUUCUUAUAAACCUCGUCAUCUGCCUUGGGGUUGGUGUGCUUCUGGUUGGAGUUCAUUGUACUGAGUCUUCUUCUCCUCCAUUUGCUUGUGACUCCUCAGACCCAUUAACAAAAUCAUAUGCUUUCUGCAAUACCACGUUGCGCAUCAGCCAAAGGGCCAGCGACCUCAUCUCUCGUCUCACAUUGGAUGAGAAAAUCUCCCAACUCAUUAGCUCCGCUGCUUCCAUUCCAAGGCUUGGUAUCCCCGCCUACGAGUGGUGGUCGGAAGCGCUACACGGCAUCAGAGACCGACACGGCAUCCGAUUCAAUGGCACCAUUCGCUCCGCCACCAGUUUCCCUCAAGUCAUCCUCACCGCCGCCUCCUUUGAUGCUCACCUCUGGUACCGCAUUGGACAGGCUAUUGGAAUUGAAACAAGAGCAAUGUACAACGCUGGACAAGCGAUGGGUAUGACAUUUUGGGCACCAAAUAUCAAUAUAUUUAGGGAUCCAAGAUGGGGGAGAGGGCAAGAGACGCCCGGAGAAGAUCCAGUGGUCGCAGGAAAAUAUGCAGUGUCCUACGUGAGAGGGCUUCAAGGGGAUACUUUUGAAGGAGGAAAGGUCGAUGUUCUUCAGGCUUCAGCCUGUUGCAAGCACUUCACUGCCUAUGAUUUGGAUAAUUGGACCAGUAUUGAUAGGUACACGUUUGAUGCUCGUGUGACAAUGCAAGACUUGGCAGAUACAUACCAACCCCCGUUCCGGAGUUGCAUCGAGGAAGGGCGAGCGAGUGGGUUAAUGUGUGCUUACAACCUAGUGAAUGGGGUCCCCAACUGUGCUGAUUUCAAUCUCUUGUCCAAGACUGCCAGAGGACAGUGGGGCUUUGAUGGGUACAUUGUGUCGGACUGUGAUGCCGUCUCCCUGGUUCAUGAUGUACAAGGAUACGCCAAAUCACCGGAGGAUGCAGUUGCUAUUGUUCUUACAGCUGGCAUGGAUGUAGCCUGUGGUGGCUACUUGCAGAAACAUGCAAAAUCAGCGGUCAGUCAGAAAAAACUGACUGAAUCUGAAAUAGACAGGGCCCUCCUCAACCUCGUCACUGUUAGAAUGAGAUUAGGAUUGUUCAAUGGCAACCCAAGGAAACUACCUUUUGGUAACAUCGGUCCAGACCAAGUCUGUUCUACAGAGCAUCAGACGCUGGCCCUUGAAGCUGCUCGGAGUGGCAUUGUCCUUCUAAAGAACUCUGACAGGCUUCUCCCGCUUUCAAAAGGAGAAACCUUGUCUCUUGCUGUGAUAGGCCCCAAUGCCAAUGCCACGGACACACUUCUAGGAAACUAUGCAGGCCCUCCAUGCAAAUUCAUAUCACCAUUGCAAGGUCUUCAAAGCUACGUGAACAACACAAUGUAUCACGCAGGCUGCAAUGACGUUGCAUGCUCUUCUGCUUCCAUAGAAAAUGCAGUGGAUGUAGCAAAACAAGCUGAUUAUGUGGUGUUGGUUAUGGGAUUGGAUCAAACUCAGGAAAGGGAGAAGUAUGAUCGUUUGGACUUGGUGCUGCCUGGAAAGCAAGAGCAACUCAUCACCAGUGUUGCAAAAGCUGCAAAGAAACCAGUUGUAUUGGUACUUCUUUGUGGAGGUCCGGUUGAUAUAUCUUUUGCCAAAGGCAGUAGCAACAUUGGAAGCAUCUUGUGGGCUGGUUAUCCAGGCGAAGCUGGAGGGGCUGCAAUUGCAGAAACUAUCUUCGGUGAUCAUAAUCCAGGGGGAAGAUUGCCAGUCACUUGGUAUCCAAAAGAUUUUAUUAAAAUACCAAUGACAGACAUGAGGAUGAGGCCUGAACCACAAUCAGGCUAUCCUGGACGCACUCAUCGAUUCUACACCGGCAAAAAGGUGUUUGAAUUUGGCGAUGGCCUCAGCUACUCACCCUAUUCUUAUGAGUUCCUUUCCGUCACCCCAAACAAGCUCUACUUAAAUCAGCCAUCAACCACUGAUGUAGUUGAAAACUCUGGUUACGUAUCAGUUUCAGAGUUGGGAACAGAAUUCUGUGAGGUGAAAAAGUUCUCAGCUAUAAUAGCAGUUAGAAAUGGAGGAGAGAUGGCAGGUAAGCAUCCAGUGUUGCUAUUUGUAAAGCAGGCCAAGGCUGGUAAUGGGAGUCCAAUGAAACAGUUGGUAGGAUUCCAGAAUGUUUUUUUGGAUGCAGGGGAAAGCACCAACGUUGAAUUUAUAUUGAGCCCUUGUGAACACCUUAGCAGAGCCAACAAGGAUGGCUUGAUGGUUAUGGAACAAGGCAUUCAUUUGUUGGUCGUAGGAGAUAAAGAGUAUCCAAUUGCAAUUGUAGCAUGAUAUGGAGGUUAUUUUCGGUCAAUACCUGCUGUUAACUAGUGAUGCCAUCAAUAAUAAAACGCUGACAUUUGAUCACAUUAA
Vitis riparia (riverbank grape) is the source of this 2701-nucleotide messenger RNA. Its product is annotated as probable beta-D-xylosidase 7. Gene Ontology annotation, cellular component: plant-type cell wall. Gene Ontology annotation, biological process: xylan catabolic process; arabinan catabolic process. Lineage: Eukaryota; Viridiplantae; Streptophyta; Magnoliopsida; Vitales; Vitaceae. Gene Ontology annotation, molecular function: alpha-L-arabinofuranosidase activity; xylan 1,4-beta-xylosidase activity. The transcript is spliced from 6 exons. The record is from RefSeq and is a predicted model, not a curated record. Bases 296 to 2620 code for a protein of 774 amino acids.